Yarrowia lipolytica CLIB122 is the source of this 549-nucleotide messenger RNA. RefSeq lists its product as uncharacterized. The record is from RefSeq and is a predicted model, not a curated record. Lineage: Eukaryota; Fungi; Ascomycota; Dipodascomycetes; Dipodascales.
AUGUCCACAAUCGUUUCCGUUCAUGAAGAACAUCUAUAUAUAAAGGCCUUUCACCCAACCAGCUUAAAAUCUUUCAUCUUUCUCUGCAACACCACCAUUAUGAAGUUCCUCACCAUCAUCACCAUGGCCACCGCCGCUCUGGCUACGGUCGGAGACAAGUACAAACUGACCUACAAGAAGGUCGGAUCUGAGCGUGUCGAUGAAACCCUUUACCCCAUUUCUGACAGCGGAGUGACCCUCUUUGCCUCUGGAUACGGCGAGCCCAUCACCAUCACCGAGCACGAGAACAACACCUUCUCGGUCGAGGGCCGUCUCAUUGCCCACGAUUCUUUCAUGGAUUAUUUCACAACCAGUACCACGGGGGGCACCCAGAUUGGUUCCUCUUUCGAUAUUUCUGCUGACGGAACUUUCGAAUUGCAUGACGGCCCCAAGGAGUACUACUACUGUGUUCCUGGUCCCGCCCAAGCCACCAUCUUUGCCACCAAGGAUCCCAACAUCUCCAGGUGUAUAACCAAACAAGUCAUCACCUUUCACGUUGACAAGAUCUAA